Prunus armeniaca (apricot) is the source of this 213-nucleotide messenger RNA. The record is from the annotation of a GenBank genome assembly. NCBI's taxonomy places the organism in Eukaryota, Viridiplantae, Streptophyta, Magnoliopsida, Rosales, Rosaceae.
AUGGCUGUGGCGGUAGCGACUGGUAGUUUUGCCAGUUUUCGACGGCUCCAGGGACGGUUUUCGUCGGAUCAGGUCUUCGAGUCCAAAAAUGAUCCUCAUGUAGUCCCGAGCAAGACGGCUGACUACAUGUUCCCCGAGUUCUGCACGGAUGUGCGACUCAAGUUGACAAAGUGUCCCCUGAGUCUUGCGAGGAAUGCGGCUCAGGCUGACUAA